Messenger RNA from Siniperca chuatsi (mandarin fish), 5203 nucleotides. RefSeq names its product notum, palmitoleoyl-protein carboxylesterase a (gene notum1a). Lineage: Eukaryota; Metazoa; Chordata; Actinopteri; Centrarchiformes; Sinipercidae. The transcript is spliced from 11 exons. The record is from RefSeq and is a predicted model, not a curated record. The coding region runs from base 310 to 1800 and encodes 496 amino acids. Gene Ontology annotation, molecular function: hydrolase activity.
CAAGAGCAUGGCACGAGUGUUGUCGUUCAAGCUUGUGCGCUUGGUCCAGCAGCGCUUGAGUUGUACUAGAUAGAUUGGCAGUUGUAGGCGCAUUCUUUGAAAGUUUGAAAUACAUCCAGAGAAUUCUGUGAUUGGUCUAAAAGCACCUUUAAUUUAGUUGACAUUAAAUUAAUGGUUACUGGGAGCGGAUGACAAGCGUUGUGGCUUCUUUUAAACCGUGCGUAUUCUUUCUCAGCUCCAUCAGUACAAGUUCGUGUUUCCCCGACGAGACGUUGCAUUUGGAGGAAGGACAUCUAACACGGGGAUAAGAUGACAGCAGUCAGAAUGGUUUCAUCAGUGCUGCUGCUGGUGCUGAUGCAGUCCGGAGCUCUUUGCGCACGGAGGUUCCGGGGUGGCCGCAACCCACAACCACGACGCGCACCACCUCCUCCCACAUACCGGGCGGACCGGGUAGACACCACGGAGAGCUUCCCUCUGGAUUUCACCGCCGUGGAGGAGAACAUGGAUAACUUCAUGACACAAGUGAAGAACCUUGCGCAGUCCCUCUACCCGUGCUCGGCGCAGAAGCUCGACUAUGACAUGAAGCUGAACUUCUUGGAGAAUACAUCAGUCACCUGCAACGACGGAAGUCCCGCGGGGUACUACCUGAAAGAAUCUCGAGGCAGCAGACGGUGGUUGAUAUUCUUAGAGGGUGGCUGGUACUGCUUCAACAAGGAGAACUGUGACAGCCGAUACGAGACCAUGAGAAGACUGAUGAGCUCAUCCAAGUGGCCCCAAACUAAAACAGGCACAGGGAUCCUGUCUCCGCUGCCUGAGGAAAACCCUCACUGGUGGAAUGCCAACAUGGUAUUCAUCCCAUACUGCUCCAGCGAUGUGUGGAGCGGCGCUACAGCCAAAACAGAGCAGAGUGGCUAUGCCUUCAUGGGCUCACUGAUUAUUCAGGAGGUUGUGAAGGACCUGCUGAACAAAGGUCUAGACAACGCCAAAGUUCUCCUAUUAGCAGGAAGCAGUGCAGGCGGUACUGGGGUCCUUCUGAAUGUGGACCAUGUGGCAGAAUUGCUGGAGGGACUGGGGCACACUGGGAUACAAGUGCGAGGCCUGUCUGAUUCUGGCUGGUUCCUGGAUAACAAGCAGUACCACUGCACGGAGUGUGUGGACGCUGUCAGCUGUGCCCCCACUGAGACCAUCAAGAGAGGCAUCAAGUACUGGGGAGGAGUGGUACCAGAGAGGUGCAGGCAAACCCAUGAAGGAGAGGAGUGGAACUGUUUCUUUGGAUAUAGAGUCUUCCCAUCAAUAAAGAGCCCUGUGUUUGUUGUCCAGUGGCUGUUUGAUGAGGCCCAGUUGACAGUGGACAACAUCCAGCUAACAGGCCAGCCUGUGCAGGAAGGCCAGUGGCGCUACAUCCAAAACCUUGGCAUUGAGCUGAGGAACACACUCAAAGAUGUCCCGGCUAUGUUUGCUCCAUCGUGCCUAUCACAUGAAGUUAUCACCAGAAACUACUGGAUUGACGUGCAGGUUAAAGGCACUUCCUUGCCCCGAGCACUGCACUGCUGGGACCGCAGCCUCCACGACAACAGGAACAACAAGGCUCCACCCAAAGGCUGCCCUGUACAUCUGAUUGACAGCUGCCCGUGGCCACACUGCAACCCCACUUGCCCCACCAUCCGAGAUCAGUUCACAGGACAAGAGAUGAACGUCAUUCAAUUCCUCAUGCACAUGGGCUUUGAUGUGCAGAAGAUGGCCCAGCAGCAAGGCAUGGACCCCAGCAAGCUACUGGGCAUGCUCAGCAGCGGUAGCUAAAGGGACACACGUACACACAGUAUCUCCAAGCUAAGUCCAAAAGGGCUGGCUGGUCUCUCUGGCCAGUCUCCCAUGCCUGAUACCUCCAGCUACCCAUCCACCUUCACAACCCAUUCUACCUAUAGUUGAUUCCCCUCUGACCUCCUGUUUACUUUAGUCUAAGCCUCAGUCAAACACAGGGGCUUCGAUUUGUCCCACAAUCCCUUUCCUCACAACUGAUGACAAGCAGAGGGGCAACGCGCAAGGCACAACUCUCCAUUUAAAUUAUCUUUUGCUUUGUAAAAGAAAAAAACAUCACAAAUGUAAUCCAGUUUUAAGGAUGCUCAUUGGUGUUUUGUUUUUUUUAUAUUAUUUUCACUCUUCCAUAUAGAUUAUAUUUAGACAUUGUUAAAAAAGAGAAAGAAAAGGCCACAAUCGUAGAAAAGGUUUCAGUCGUAGUCAUCUGGACACUGUUUUCAGAAUCAAGACGUUUCGGCUCUGCCCUCAGGAAGGAAUCUGCCUGAGUAUCUGUUAAUAGCUAGUUUCACCUGAAACUGACCUAAUAGUUUCAAGAUGGCCCAGUAAUCAGUAAUCAGGCCUAUUGUUCUCUGGCUGCAUCUACUUCAUCACUGCUAAGUGCCUGAUUAGCAUGUGAUAGGCGUGACCAAGGUGAUAAUACACUCUGAUAAACUUUGGGCAGAUUAAAUCUCAGACCACCAUUUCUGUUCAAAGAGGGGUUCUCUUUCUUCACAAAAAUUUCCAGUUCCCGUCCAAUUUUUUCACAAUUGAGAAUGACUUCCGGAUGGGAGCCGAAACGUCUUGAUUCUGAAAACAGUGUCCAGAUGACUACGACUGAAACCUUUUCUACGAUAGAACACUCCUGGACGAAUGAGGGACUACACCGUCUUAAAAGGCCACAAUGAUGUAAGGAUGCUGUCUUUGUUCAGUAGUCACUAUAGAGUAUAUAAGGGUAUAAUUUUGUUCAGACUGUUUUGUAGUUGGGUUCUAACAACAUCUCAUCACACAAAAAACCUACAUCAAGACAGAAACAGGGAUAAGAUGAGAAAAGCACUGGAUCAGGAAGGAAAUUUUGUAUUUAUCUCUAAAACAAUGGCAAGAAUGAUAGAGAGAGAUAACUGACACCAAUACUCCUCUAAUCAGCUUGUGGUAUAAAAUCAGGUUGGAUUAACACACUCUUUACAUAGUUAGGCUACUGAAAUUAAAGCCCCAAACAGAGAAAUAUCAGAUGUUAUUCCUUGCUACUGAAAGUAGUCAAAAAGAAGAAAAGACAGACAAUGCUCCACACUUUGUAUUAUUGUUGUGAUUAUCGUGGGCUGAGAGAAAAGAUCCCUCUAGAGGCAACUCAUUCCUGAUAGUGUUGAAAUGAAAGUGGCAUAUUUUCAGUUUUCAACAGCUGUGAAGAUGCCAAGAUGCCCGGUUUAGUCGUUUCCUGAAGCUGACUGUGGUGCUAAAGUGGACCUGGAAUCAGUCAGUAUCUAUACAUACACUGCAGUGCCAUUACAUCUAUUCUAUACCUCUUCCUCACAGGCCACAUCAUCACAAGAGGACUGUUCAAACCCAAACAUAGGGUACACAUUCAUGUUAAAUCACCUCAGUAGUUAAGCAAUCCUCAGAUCAAUGCAAUGAACAUUUAAAGGGAGACAAAUAUCAUGUAAUGUAUAUUUUUUUGAGUAUUUGUAUAGGUUCUUUCAAGUGUUCACUAUUGUAACUCCCUUCUUAUAUUUCAUAAUAGAGAUCACUUUUUAAUAUAAUGACAAUGUUGUAUGUAAUGAUGUCUUUAUAAAUGAUGUUUUUAAAGGACCUCUAUUUCGCAUCACACCAGAGAAGGAAAGGUAUUACUAAUUGUAAUUUUAUUCUGUAACAUAUUUUUUAACAGAAAAAAACUCAAGCUACAUUGGUAAUUUACAUAUUUAUUUUGUUAUGUAAAUCAUAUUUAUAAGCGCUAUUUUCACAGAGAAGUGAUUCUUUGUAAAUUGUAAAUACAUUGCUGUUUUUUUCUCUGUGUUGAUUGCAUGUCUUUGUAUGAGACAUAAAAGAAAAGACACAUUACAUAUACUACAAGGUAAACAUUUCUGUGUUUUUAUUAUGAUCAUUAUUACUAUUAUUAUUGUUGUUGUUUUUAUUGGUAGUAAUAGUUGAAUAGGUAUCAGUAGUAUUUGCACAAUUCUCAUUCUCAUUUUACACUUACAGCACAAAAACGUUUAGCACGAGGUAAGGUCAACAGCUCCCUCAGGCUCCCAACACGACUUGUCACUAUUUUGACAUAUCUCGAGUUGGUAAAGUGAAUUGAGAAAUGUUGCCAUUUUUGUUGUAUUGAAAAGGACCCAUAACUAACAGGAAAUGACCUGAUGAACUGAUAAUCGCAAACUCAAAAUAACCAGUAAUUUUCUGGUUCUGCAGCACCAAAGGUCUUAUAUUCACUAGCUAAAGAAAGUCCCUGUUUUGAUGUCAGCGAUACCCAUCACCUGUCUUCUCUGCAUGGUUUAAAUGUUCAGUUUCUUAAGUUAUGACCCUCAGUCAGCCGUGUCUUUUUGUUCGGUGCACUCACUGUCUUCAUGAUAAAUAGACUGCAGUUAUUUAUCCAAUGUGCUUUACAAUUUGCCUUUCAAUCACCUAUUCACACAUACACUCACACAUCGAUGCAAGGCACUGGCCUAACCACUGGGAGCAGUCGUGGCUCAGUUUCUUGCUCAAGGCCAUUUCGACAUGUAGUCAGGAGGAGCCAGCGAUCGAGCUAGUAGCCCUGCGAUUAGUGCGCGCCCCACUCUACCUGCUGAGCCACAGCCAUCUUUACACACCCAUAUCAACCUCUGAUUCUGUUGCAGAUCCAAGUAUGCCACAUAGUGCAAAAAGAUCAUUAAAAGGGGGGACUGGAGCACACUGAUUGAUUUGCAGCCUUCAAUAGUACAAACAGGCUACGUUUCGACACUACUGUGUGUUCAUCAAAGUCAAAAUGGACAAAGACAUAACACAUACAUAGUCAACCUAAAGCAGGUGUAUAAUUGUCAUUGGAUAAUUGGUUGAUGAGGAUUUGAAAUCUAUUGGAUAAUGGAUCAAGGGGUGAGAGUUGCAAUAGUCAUUGUCCAAGUGCCACACCCCAUGUACUAUCAUCGCAUCAGAAACAAAAGAACACAGAAGGUAACAAAGAUAGAAGUACACAAAGUACUGCAUCCAUCAAGUGUAAUAAAUUAGAGGAAAUGUGACAUAUUCAUUCAUUUAGGAUAAAAGGCUCAACUGUGAAUCCAAUAUACCUCUCUGCGGACCAGUGAGUUGAUAAUGUCACAACCUCUAGGAGAGGGAGACAUUUUUUAUAUUCCCCAGAACUUGAAUGAUGCUGCAGAGCCAUGGUUAGCCUUGUGCAUAACAUCUGUUUGCCCUAUUAAAGGCAUCAAUCAAAAAUCAA